Molecule: messenger RNA, 237 nt
Organism: Penicillium malachiteum
Lineage: Eukaryota; Fungi; Ascomycota; Eurotiomycetes; Eurotiales; Aspergillaceae
Exons: 1
Coding region: 1-237 (78 amino acids)
Source: RefSeq, a predicted model, not a curated record
AUGGCUAUGGAGGAGUAUAGUGACUGGCAGCAAUCUCGGGUGAGUAGAGAAAUUCUUAAGGGCAAUAUCCGCAAGGCGCGAGACUUGGCGCUUGCAAAUGGCCUGGAUCUCCAGCAGAUCCACGGUGAUCAGGAUCCAGAUUUCUUCAUUAAACAGGGCAUUAGUGUGGGUAUAGCGCGCCGCUUCGUUUCUAAGAUUGCCCAGUGGGCCAAACUAGACAUCAAUAGUCAUAAGUGA